CUUACACGUUUAAAUAUUUUAUAAAUACGAGAUUCACUGGAUGAUGAAAAUUCUUCAAAUCUUACAUAGUAAAUUUGUUUAUUUUUGUGAUUGUAAAGCCUCCGUUACUUGAAACUGAUUCCAACUGUUCACUACAGUCGGUAAGGAAGACUGUAGUAGAUUAUUUUUUGGUUAAGUAUUUCUCUUGUUUACAUUUUGAUUUCAAAACAAGAGUAAGGGUAAUGUUGUUAAUCACAUUUUCUUCGUGUUUUUUCUCCACAAUCUGUACUAAUUUUUUGCAAAGAAAUAUAAGUGUAUAAAGUUUAUUGUAAAUAAGCAAACAAUGUUGUGAAUAUUUACGCUAUGGAAAAUUUUGGAAAAUAUAAUUUGUGCUGUAAUCCUCUACAAUUGGAAGAUCAUAGAGUGAAAAAUGGUCUUCGACGAGCUUCUGUGACUCAACAAACUGCAUAUAAUUUAAGUACUAAUAACUAUCUCUGUACAUCGUGCAGAAAAGCAUUAAGUUUACAAAGUACUGCAUCUAGUCCUGUUGCUGAGAUUAACACUCAUGUUGAAGAGCAAUUGGAAGAUAAUCGUACUGGAAGUACUCUUUCAUCAAUUUCAAACAUUUCAUCAGGGUUAGAAGAUUUUAAUGAAGAACUGACAGCACAAACCAGUAGUUUAUCUGGAUUAAGUUUAGGAACAGUAUUGCCAGUGGUCAAUGAUGCAUUUGCUUUACUAAAUCAAUCACCUAUUAAAAAAAACAUGUCGAUAACCAAACGUAUUUAGAAAACAAAGUCAAAAAAGUAUGAAAAAUUGAAUACCUCUUUAGGAGUAAAAAACUUUCUGAUGAUGAAAUCAACUCUCAAAAUUUCUUAGAAUUGCUCGAUAAAUUAAAAAAUAAAUUUAACGAUAGUAAUACGCAACGAUGUGAAAAAAUUCAAAUUCUUACUCUUUUACCUGAAUCAUGGGGAUUAUCUCGAGUAUGUGAAGUAAUGGGUUGUACAAUAUAUAUGGCGUCAAUUGCAAAAUCUCUUCGAGAUAAAAAAGGAAUUCUUUCAACUCCAAAUGCCAAAUUAGGUCGACAUCUAUCAAAUGACAUUAAAUCUAAGAUUUUAAAAUUUUAUGUUAGUGAUGAAAUUAGUGUAAAUAUGCCAGGGAUGAAAGAUUAUCUUUCUAUUAGAAAUGAUGACGGAAAACGUGAGCAUGUCCAGAAACGUCUCAUUCUCUCGAACUUAAAAGAGUUAUAUGAACUUUUCAAGGAACGUCAUCCAGAUUGCCGGGUUGGUUUUUCAAAAUUUGCAUCAUUGCGUCCUCAACAUUGCGUGCUUGCUGGUUCGAGUGGAACUCACACUAUUUGUGUGUGUUCUAUACACCAAAAUGUCAAGCUUAUGAUGUUAGGGUGUAACUUGGCAGCACUUACUGAACAAUUAGCAACACCAUUACUGACGUAUAGUGACUGCCUGAAGAUAAUCAUAUGUCAAAACCCUACCUCUGAUUGUUUCUUUUACAACUGUGAUAAGUGUCCAGGAAUACAAACUUUGAAAGACUUACUAUUAAAUGUAAGUAUUGGAUUUCAAAUCUCCGUACGAGCUUAGAGACAUUUGUGAAAACUUCAUCAGAUUUUGUAGACAGUUUUUGUGAGAAUAUCACAAGUCUUCUUCCUCAUAAUUAUAUUGCUAAAGAGCAAGCGAUUUAUUUGAGGUCGUUGAAAGAAUCAUUGAAGGAGAAUGAAUUUAUUGUUAUCUGUGAUUUUGCGGAAAAUUAUGCUUUUGUUAUCCAAAAUGCUGCAUCUAGAUUCCACUGGAAUAACAGCCAGGCAACUGUUAAUCCAGUUGUAAUUUAUUAUAAAAACAACAAUGAGCUGGUUCAUAAGUGUCUAGUAAUUGUAUCAGAUUGCUUAUCUCACGAUGCAGUUGCUGUUCAUGAGUUUACAAGAAUCACCACUAAUUUUAUCAAAGGUCUUUCCAAUAAUAUCUCAAAAAUUAUUUACUUUUCUGACGGAGCACCCCAACAAUUUAAAAAUUUCAAAAAUUUUGUAAAUUUUCAUUAUUAUGAAGAAGACUUUGGAAUUGAAGCUGAAUGGCAUUACUUUGCAACCGCAUAUGGGAAAGGACCUUGUGAUGGAGCUGGAGGGACUUUCAAAAGGAUGGCAGCACGAUCAAGUCUUCAACUUCCGUAUGACCAACAAAUUUCAACUCCUGUCGAACUAUUUGAAUGGGCGGAAAAACCAAAUUCUUUACCAAAUAUAAAUAUUGAAUUUUUUUCAAAUGGAAAGUAUGAUCAGGCUAAAUUUUUAUUAGAUCAACGAUAUUCACGAGCAAAAACAAUCACAGGGACGCAGAAAUAUCAUUGCGUCAUUCCAGACGGAAAAGAUACUUUGCAAUUUAAAGAAUUUUCAUCAUCCAGUGAAUCUCGU
Cotesia glomerata is the source of this 2395-nucleotide messenger RNA. RefSeq lists its product as uncharacterized. The record is from RefSeq and is a predicted model, not a curated record. The coding region runs from base 972 to 1574 and encodes 200 amino acids. NCBI's taxonomy places the organism in Eukaryota, Metazoa, Arthropoda, Insecta, Hymenoptera, Braconidae. The transcript has 4 exons.